AUGAGGACAAGACCAGACCAGGACAGCCACGCGCACCAGCGGACGAUUCCUCUGCAGGACAAGUCGCCACGACGGCACGCCUCGCCCAUUCCGGAAGAACUGUAUAAGCCCUGGAAAUUACCUCCGCGGCAGGCGUACGUCUUCGUCAAUAUCAAUGUCGUCGACACCAUCGCCGGCAAGAUCCUUCCCGGCCGCAUAGUGCGCAUCGAAGACGGCCAAAUCACAUCCAUCACUCCCCCCUCCGAUCUGCCAACCACCGACACACCCCAAACACUCCACCAGGCCGACCCAAAAGAUGAAGCAAUCUACAUCAACUCGGCAGGGAAGUACCUCUCCCCAGGCCUCAUCGAUGCCCACGUGCACAUGACCUCCGUCCCCGGCACAGCGGACCUGCAGUCGGCAAUGGCCACCCCCGCCGCGGUCUCCGCCCUCCGGCAGCCCUUCCAGUGCAAGGCGAUGCUGGAGCGCGGCUACACCUCGGCCCGCGACUGCGGCGGCGCAUCUCUAGCCCUCAAGGAAGCCAUCGCGGAGGGCGUCUUCCCGGGGCCCCGGCUCUUCAUCGCCGGCCACGCCCUCAGCCAGACGGGCGGGCACGGCGACCGGCGCGGGGCGCACGAGGACGACGACAUCGAGGGAUCGGCGUGCGCCGGCGAGCUGGGCGGGCUGAGCGUCGUGGUCGACGGGGUGCCGGAGGUGCUGCGCGCGGCGCGGACGCAGCUCCGGCGCGGCGCGGACUUCAUCAAGCUCAUGGCGGGCGGGGGCGUGGCGUCGCCGACGGACCGGCUGGGCGGCGUGCAGUUCACGGCCGACGAGAUGCGGGCGGCGGCGGAGGCCGCGGACGCGGCUGGCACGUUCGCCACCGCGCACGCGUACACGCCGCGGGCGAUCCGGCGGGCGGUCGAGGGCGGGGUGAGGGGGGUCGAGCACGGGAACUUCAUCGAUGGCGAGACGGCGCGGUACAUGGCUGACAACGGCGUGUACCUGACGCCCACGCUGGUCACGUACCAGGCUAUGGCGGACCCCAAGUAUGCUGCGUUCCUGCCUGGGGGCAACCAGGAGAAGAACAAGCAGGUGCUGGAGCAGGGGCUGAAGUCUGUCAAGAUUGCGCAUGAUGCUGGGGUCAGGAUGUGCCUCGGAAGCGAUCUCCUCUCGUUCCUCGGCGUGGAACAAUUGAAGGAAUUUGGCUUGCGGGCUCAGGUGCUGGGCAGUGAGGAGGUCUUGAGGCACGCCACGGUCAAUCCGGCCAGGAUGCUGGGCCAGGAGGAGAGGCUUGGGCAGGUCAAGGAGGGCUUCGUCGCGGACCUAUUGGUGUUGAACAGCAACCCGCUCGAGGACAUCACCAUAUUCGAAAAGCCUGAGAAGCACCUGCUUGGGGUGAUCAAGGAGGGCAGGGUGUAUGCAAGCAGGUGGUCGAAGCUGCCCGUCGAUGUCGAGCCGAGAAAGACGUUGCUCGAGUGA
Molecule: messenger RNA, 1458 nt
Organism: Diaporthe amygdali
Lineage: Eukaryota; Fungi; Ascomycota; Sordariomycetes; Diaporthales; Diaporthaceae
Exons: 1
Coding region: 1-1458 (485 amino acids)
Molecular function (GO): hydrolase activity, acting on carbon-nitrogen (but not peptide) bonds
Source: RefSeq, a predicted model, not a curated record